Messenger RNA from Porites lobata, 2936 nucleotides. NCBI's taxonomy places the organism in Eukaryota, Metazoa, Cnidaria, Anthozoa, Scleractinia, Poritidae. The record is from the annotation of a GenBank genome assembly.
GUAAAUGCCGUGAAAGAUUUGAUCGAUACCACAGAGGUGAACUCGAAACCUCGAAGUAUCAAAUGUUGCUAGAUGGACAAAUGACACGUUAGCGAGCGUGGAAGCACUAAACGAAACAAUAAAGUUGUCAUUUACAGAACAAAGGAAAGCGACCUACUUCUAGUUGGAUUUCGAUUAACGAAACAAUAAUUGACAGUCGAGCUAAUGGACAGGAAAUGCGAAUAUAUAGACAUCGUUGAUCAUCGAAUAUCGUAUUAGUCGGUUUCCUGACCCAAGAAGCAAGCUCGUAUAAAAUCUUGCUGACUUCUACGACUGUAAACAACAACGGAAGCGCGUAAAAGCGAGGUUAUGGGUAAGUGAAUUGUAAAGUACUUGUGGAGUUGUUUGAAAAUAUCUUACACGAGUCUUCGACCUUUGUGUAGUACAUGCUAUCAGAUUAGACUUGGAGAGUUAGUAAACACGUUACCAAUAAUGGCAAAUCUAGAGAGAUGUAUAUCUAACAGUGGCCGCUGAAUUGCUUUGUAUCUGUUUUUCCCGGCUGUGACACUUUAAACUGAUGUGUCUCUGUCGCGCGAGGGUUUCAAAACAUAUCGUGGUCGCACGAUGGCGUAUCUGAACACGUUUCAGCUUCCUCAUUGAAACGGGCCCAAAAAUUAGCUAUUUGAUAAAGUAACUUGCUACUGUUUCUAUAAACAGACAGCGAACAGAUGCUUUUAAACGUGCGUUGAUAAAGGUGCUUGUUUAAGAUUAAACACUUUGCUCUCUUAAACUGUUAAUACGAGUUGUUCUGUAAACGAAACAGCUUCCUAUGUCCUAUCGAACUUGCGGACUUUAGUGUCUCCAGGAGCCAUUUUCUCUUUUAUUAAUAAGCUACACUUUUUUUGUUCUUUCAGCGACUGAGAAGUUCGAUCUUCUCAAGGUGCCCCCGAACAAGCGAUUAUGCGGCGGUUGUGGAAGUCCUAUAAAUGACCGCUUUCUUCUCAAGGCACUCGAUCGCUUCUGGCACGAAGACUGCUUAAAAUGUGGUUGCUGUGAAUGUCGUUUAGGCGAAGUAGGUUCUACGUUGUACACGAAAGCAAAUCUAAUCCUUUGUCGAAGGGAUUAUUUGAGGUUAGUAUUGUCAAAUGUGCUUUCACAGCUUUAUGUUUGUUCUAGAGAUUUGAGAUAUUUAACUCUGUCUUCCUUUCAAUCACAGACUCAUAUAUUUAGUUUUUAUUUUAUUUGGCUAACGAUGACAGAUUCUUUAAAAAUUCUCGUAGGAACUUCCAAUUAAUUACUUUUGCGUGCAAAUAGAAAUUUCUCAUUUUAGAAGCGUUUGAUGAAAGCUUUAAAAAAAUUAAAAUAACCUUUUUACGCCAUCACGCUUAAGUGCAAUUUUUACACAUUAAUAAAUCUGCCUGCCCAGGCUGUCAGGAAAUAUAAUCUCUUUUUAUAGUACUUCCUUCCACUGUGUCAUUUUCGUAGAAUAUUGCAAAGCCUUUUAAGCAAGGAGCUGUAAAAAAUAAUCAUCAAUUUACAGGUAGUCCCAUUAAGAAUGCUUUUUGGCAAUGGCAACUUGAUGGCAAUUAGCGACUCCUGAAAAGUUUCUAAUGAUAAAUUAUUGAUUGGCAAAAGACAAAAUGACUGGGAUGAGCUUUUUUUAAACUUUAAUUUCGCUAUCAUUUUCAAGGGAGAGUAAACUCUUUUUAAUUUCGUCGAGUUACUGGCUUCGUAAAAUAGAUUUUAAACUCAUGAAAAGUUUCUAAAAAUCAAUUAUUGAUUAACACGAGCAGUCUCUUUCUGAUGAGGCGAGUCAACACUUGGCUGAAUUCGUAGAGUAGAACUUUGUGGAAGAAACUCAUUUUAGUAUCGACCAUCGCUAAGAAAGCUAACUGCUGCAGAGCAGAACUAUGUUCGGCGUGCAAUAUUUUCUAAGCGGAAAUUGUAGAACGUUUUCAAAUUUAUAUACCCCAGCUCUGUAAGAACAGGAGAUAUUACCAUUAGAGAAGUCUCUAAUCAGCUUUGACCUUAUGCACCUCCGGAUGUAAUCAAGCAUGCACUUGGAUGGAGUAAAGAUGAUUUUGUCAAUUGUGUGUUUAUAUUUUGUCCUCUUUUAGAUUGUUCGGAACAAAAGGUUUUUGCACGGUCUGCUGCAAGACAAUUCCGGCGUUUGAAAUGGUGAUGCGAGCUCGAGAAAACGUCUAUCACCUGGAGUGUUUCUCUUGCCAGCGAUGUCAUCAGAGAUUCUGUGUUGGGGACAAGUUUUAUUUGUUCAACAACCGAAUCCUUUGCGUCAAUGAUUACGAAGAGAUGAUGUCUUAUGGAAAACCAGAUACUAAAAGAUUUAUUGUCUAGUUAAACGGAGUAUCCCCACUACGAAAUUAAUUAGAGGACGACACCAGGUCACGACACUACAUACAUCAUGCUCCCACGCCCCUCUUCGAAGACCCAUACUUCGAAUUUCUUUCGUUUUUUUUCGCUCUUUUUUCAACGUCGUCUCUAACAGGAACGGCUUUGCUUUGGCUCCUGAAUGAUUUCUGAUGGUCUCUGCACUGUAGUGGUUUUCCAAUCCAAAGUUCAUGGUGGAUUUCAAGACAUGUUGUAACAUACAACAAGCAAGCAGGGAACAAAACGUUGGGGCUCUUUCUUUUUAACAAAUGUCGUUGACUACUUUGCCCAGCAAGCUUAGUUACUCCAAAAAAGGUCUAACCAACCGCCUAGCACUGACUGCAUAGCAGACUGUCCCACAGGAAUGUACUACUAUUUGAGUAGGACAUCGUCCACGACCAUCCUUUCUUUGUAUUAAGUUAAACAUAACCACUUUUUCACGACGUCACUGGUGACGUAAAUCAAGUGAAAAGGCUUCUUAAAAACUUCUAAUUACCAUUUUCGUUAAACUCGGUGAAAAGGUUUGCAUUAGAUACUGAGCUAAGAUUAUUUUUUUUUCCGCUGAAUCU